UUGUCAGUUACAACAAAAUGGCUGCAGUAGCAGCACCGUUACUGAUAAUUAACUGACGGCGAGAGCGACGAGCUCAACUUUUCCCUUUCUCCAGCCCCCUCCCCUCUCCGACCACCCCACUCUGACGUUGUUUUGUCUACUGUUGGAUAUUUCCUCCCCCCACCUUCUAUUUGCACUUUAAAUUGAUGAGAGACCCCGAGUUUAAAGCUGCCAAAGAGCCUCAGGAAGAAAUUAAAAGUGAGAAAGAACAAGAAACUAAAGGAGAGGACCGUUUGAUGGAAGAAAAGAAAAAGAAAAAGCAAGAAGAGAAGAAAAAGAAGGAAGCUGCUCAAAAAAAGGCUGCUGAACAUAAAACCAAAGUGCCAGAACCUACCAAGACUAGUCAAAGCCAGCCACAGCCUGCCAAUUCCUGCAACAGCACUUCCACGACCACCAUUACUAACAGUAGUGGAAACAAUGGCAAGCGAGCUUCUAUCAAUUGUCAGCAACAGGCCUUGUCCCGCUACCCACCUCGCGAAGUGCCGCCACGCUUCCGGCAUCAAGAACAGAAACAGCUAUUGAAGAGGGGUCAGCCACUACCACCUGGGACUGUCAUCAGCAAUAGUUUAGCACAAGUUACAGGGCAAGCGGCAGCAAAUCCUUCUCAGCACAGUGUUCAACAGGCAUCAGGUGGACAACAGCAACUCCAGCAUCCUAGCAAAGGACAGACAGAUCUUAGCCACAGUGGUCUGGGAACGCAAUAUGAAAAUUCCCACUGGGGACAGCCCCCCUUUCGGAGUGAACCAAACAGCAUCUGGGAUAAAGUGAUAAUAGACGGAAGUGACAAAGAGGCUUGGCCUUCCAUUUCUGGAAACGAGACUGAAACUGCCUCAGAAUGCACAGACACUGACUCUGCCUCAAAUUGUGGCUCAGAUAAUAAUAGCAUGGCUACAGGGAGUGCACCAGGCAACUUCAAUGGACAAAACAAAAAUUGCAAUAAUGGUGGCAAUGGAGCAGUUGUCCAAAGCAGUUCAAACCAGAGUGCCAUUGGAUGCGGUGCAAAUGGUGGAAAUGGAAAUUCAUCCAGGGUGUGGGCUGUUGCCCCAGGGUCUGCCCCUGGUGUAGGGCACUGCUCUGCUCCCAGUGGAAAUGGAAAGAUUGAUAGUAUCGUAAGUGUAAAUCCAAACUGUUGGGGCACUUCUACACCUACUGCUGGUAUUAAUCUGAAUCUUAAUCCUAAUGCCAAUCCAGCUGCUUGGCCUGUAGUUGGCCAGGAAAUUCAAGGAACUGUUGGAGGAGGAAGCACUUCAAAUAUUUGUAGUCCAAGUAAUCCCAUUGAUCAGAAUUAUGGUAACCCUAAUAAUGGUCCAGCAGGUACAUUGAAUACCUGGGGAAAUUUGCUGCAGCCAGAGAGCACAGAUACACAAACGUCCACUUCACAGAAUGUGUCUUUCAGCAUACAACCUCAGAACCUUAACACUGAUGGACCAAAUAACACUAACCCCAUAAACUCUUCACCAAAUCCUAUCAAUGCAAUGCAAGCAAAUGGAUUGCCUAACGUUUCUGUACCAGGAGGCUGGGCAAUGACCGUAGGCAUGGGUACAAUAAACCCAUCUCAUCUUCAAAACCUUUCUGGUGGUGGUGGGUCAUCUGCAGUUUCUCAACUCAGCGGGCGCAAUGGCGAAGGAAUGAAUAGUCCUUCAUGCAACUCAGUGUGGGGAGUGCCACAUACUAAUCCUACAACCACCAACAGUAACUCUGCAUUUAGUCAGGGGAAUGGAGACACUGUGAAUUCUGCAUUAAGUUUAAGUGCUAAACAGACAUUAGCAAACAAUUCCAAUAACGCUGUGCAAAAGGAUGUUGGAAACAAUGCUUGGGACUCUGGUCCCCCAACCAGUCCUAGAGUACUGCCAUGGACAAGGGCUGGUACCAUUGGGGGCUUGCACUCUGGUCCCAGUAGCAUUGGAGCUUGGGGUAAUACACCAUCUAAUAGGAACACUAGCAAUGGUGUAAAUGGAGAAUGGGGCAAACUCUCUAACCAGCAUUCCAGUAAUGAAGCAAAUGGAAAUGGGAAAGGGUGGGAGGGUCUUUGUGUUAACAGCCAAACUCCUGCUUUGCAGCAAGGUAAUGAACAAAUUAACUCUUUGGCCAAACCUUCUGAUUCAGGUACCACUGGUAGUGAGGGAAGUAAUGAAAGUGCUGGCAGCCAACAUGAAGGAAGCACCAGCAGAAGUGGAGGAAGGCAUAGUAGUAGCCGACGAAAGGCUGAUAAAGUGAUGAAUGAACAGCAAGGGCUGGUCCAGAGUGUUAUGUCAAAGCCAGAUCAUGACCCUAGAGUCUUGUGUAAUUCUGGAUGGGGACAGACACCAGUAAAGCAAAAUAUUUCCUGGGAAAUUCAAGAAUCCCCUAGGUCUGAGCGAAAAAAUGACAAUGGAACUGAGGCCUGGGGUUCUGCUGCUGCCCAGUCUUCAAACUCAGGGGCGAGAAGUGAUGGGUCCAGCAUAAGCAGUACGAAUACCUCUUUAGUAUCUGGUUGGGGAAAUCUUCCACCAACAGUUAUGUCUGAUAACGCAGGUUGGGGAGACAAAGUGUCUAAUAGCCAGGGGGGAUGGGGAGAUUCUGCUAAUUCUACUGCUGCUGCUGCCAAAAGUGGCCAUGCCUGGGGUGGGGUUUCUAAUCAGGAGGAGAAACCACCAUCCUGGGCAGACUCUCAGAAACCCAAGUCUCAAAAUUGGGGUGAAGGACAGAAAACCAAUCAAGGAUGGACAUCAGGAGGAGUGGGAGUAGUAGGGAGUGGUGGAGGAGAUUGGACUGAUACUGCUGCAGGACCUUUAAGUGAGGCAAAAAAAAAUGGAUCUAGUUGGGAGAAUGAAAACAGCCAUACUGGACCCAAUUGGAAUGAGACAACCAGAUCACAGGCUAGUGGAUGGAAUAGUGGUACCAACAGCAAACCAAGUUCAAAUACAGGCUGGGGAGAGCCUUCAAAAUCAAAUGCACCACAGAACUGGGGAAAUAAACUUCAGGAUAAUAAUCUUAGCAACUGGGGAGGAGCUGCUUCUGUUAAACAGUCUAAUUCGGGUUGGGUUGGUGGAUCUUUGCCUACAAAACAGAAGGACAGCGAACCCACUGGCUGGGAAGAACCUUCCCCACCAUCUAUUCGCCGCAAAAUAGAGAUUGAUGAUGGUACCUCUGCUUGGGGAGACCCAACCAAUUAUAAGAAGACUGUAAACAUGUGGGAUAGAAACAAUCCUGUGAAUCAAAGUAGUAGCAACGCUGUGGCUGAACAACCACCUCAGCCCCAUCAGUCAAGUGCCACGCAAAACCGGUCCCCCCUACUUGGUCCAGGCUGGGGAGAAACACUCAGUGUUCCUACAAAGACUGAUAACUCUUGGGGUGAGCCGCCACUUCCAUCUACCACGGUCGAUAAUGGAACUUCAGCAUGGGGCAAACCUCCCAAUGGCAGCUCAACUUGGGCAGACAAUACUGCAGAGUCACCGGGGAAUUUUGGUAGAGGGAAUGCUUCAGCUGCUGUCCCGACAAUGUGCAAACCAGCCUCAAAAUCUAUGCAAGAAGGUUGGGUCAGCGGUGGAGAUGAAAUCGGCCUGACUAGUAGCCAUCAUCCUAACUGGGAAGAGGACGAUGGGGAGAUGGGAAUGUGGAAUAACGCGGCUUCUCAGGAGAGCAACUCUUCCUGCAAUUCAUCAGGCUGGGGGAAUGCCAACAAGAAAGUGCAUCCAAAGGGCAUGAAAGCAUCAAAUAAACAAGAGGAGACUUGGCUUAUGAACCGCCUGAUUAAACAGUUGACUGAUAUGGGCUUCCCUAGGGAACCAGCAGAAGAGGCUCUGAAAAGUAAUAACCUGAAUUUAGAUCAAGCUAUGGGUACACUGUUAGAAAAAAAAGUGGAGAUGGACAAACGUGGAAUGGGAAUGUCAGAUUACAAUGGAAUAGUUUCUAAACCACUUGGCUGCCGACCACCUUCUAUCCCCAAAGAGUCUUCCAUGGAUCGGCCCACCUUUUUUGACAAGCUCACCCUAUCCUUCUCUAAUCAGGAUGGCGGCCUAGUGGAAGAGUCCCCUACUUCACCAUUUUUGCCUUCACCAAGCCUGAAGCUUGCCCUUUCAAAUAGUGCACACCCUAAUCAGGCCCUUGGUGCCAUUGCCUCGGGGCUGGGCAUGCAAAACUUGAAUUCUUCUAGACAGAGUGGCAAUCUAGGUAUGUUUGGCAAUAGUGGAGCAGCACAAGCCAGGACCAUGCAGCAGCAACAGCAGCCGCCAGUGCAACCUCUUAACUCAUCCCAGCCUAGUCUUCGUGCUCAAGUGCCUCAGUUUCUAUCCCCUCAGGUUCAAGCACAGCUCUUGCAGUUUGCAGCAAAAAACAUGGGUCUCAACCCUGCACUAUUAGCCUCGCCAAUUAAUCCUCAACAUAUGACUAUGUUAAACCAACUCUAUCAGCUGCAGCUGGCCUACCAGCGUUUACUCUUCCAGCAGCAGAUGUUACAGGCCCAACGUAAUGUUUCUGGAACCAUUCGACAACAAGAGCAGCAAGUUGCACGUACAAUCAACAACAUGCAGCAGCAGAUCCAACAACACCAGCGGCAGCUGACCCAGGCCUUGCUUAUGAAACAGCAACCUCCACAUCCACCAUUGCACCCAUCUGCAGGCAAAGUAACCAUUGAUAAUCUGAGUCAUCACCCAUCUCCCAGCCUUUCAGACCUGCAGACCAAAGAGCAGCAAACAUCACCCAAUUCUUUCCCUGCAUAUUCCUUGGCUGGAUUGAUCCCGAAUAUGAAUGUAAGCAACAUGGAGCUAAGUGGUGGUAUAUCCAUGAAGGAUUCAGCUCAAGCUCAAUCUCGAUUGAGGCAGUGGACCCACCCAAACUCGAUAGAAAAUUUAAGCAGUAAUUCUUUACCGCUGGACCAGAGCCAGAGCAAGCAUGGUGCUAUCCCUGGAGGUCUCAAUAUUGGUCCAACAAGCAAGCCCUCCCUUGAGGACUCCUACAGUCCAUAUGAUCUGAUAACCAGCAGUGAGUCACCAGCCAGUCCUCCGGUACCAGUCAGUGAUAGCUGGACACGUGCCAAAUCCCCUGCCGAUAAGAUCUCAAAUGGCUCCAACAUUAACUGGCCACCAGAGUUUCGUCCUGGAGAGCCAUGGAAAGGACUACAGAAUAUCGACCCUGAGACUGAUCCUAAUGUUACACCUGGAAGUGUCCCCAGUGGACCUUCCAUUAAUACUACUAUCCGGGAUGUGGAUCGUUACCUGCUCAGGGACAGGAGUGGAGGGUCAUCCCCAACAUCAUCUCAGAACGCCACGCUGCCUUCAUCUAGUGCCUGGUCCUUCAGUGCCUCUGGCUAUACUAGCUCUUUCAGCAGCUCUACAUCUGCACCUAAUACUGCAGCUAAACUGACAGAUAAAUCCACUUGGUCAUCUGGACCCAUUGCUCAAACUCAACCAUCUCUAUCGCAUGAAUUAUGGAAAGUGCCGCUAGGAUCCAAAAACACUAGGCCACCACCAGGCCUGACAAACACCAAGCCAUCACCAUCCUGGGGUGUCAGUUCACUCGGACUUGUCUCAAGCUGGCCAAGCUCUUAUUCCUCCAAUUCUGCUUGGAGUACUGACAGCUCUGGAAGAAACAAUAGCUGGCUGGUUCUCCGAAACCUCACACCCCAGAUCGAUGGUUCGACUUUGCGGACUUUAUGCAUGCAACAUGGUCCAUUAAUAACAUUCCAUCUGAACCUGACCCAAGGAAAUGCUGUGGUUCGCUACAGUUCCAAGGAAGAAGCAGCUAAGGCCCAGAAAUCUCUGCACAUGUGCGUUCUGGGAAACACUACCAUCCUCGCUGAAUUUGCUAGUGACGAGGAAGUUAACCGUUUCUUUGCACAAGGUCAAACACUGACACAGACCUCGAGCUGGCAGUCUAACACAGGAACCAAUCAGAGCCGACUUGGGUCAAGCACCAACUCUCACGGAUUGGUCCGCAAUGAUCUGGGUCACUGGAAUACUACAAGCCUGAGUGGGAAAGGAGCAAAUGACCUUCUAUGGAGUGGUGUCCCCCAAUACUCCAGCAGCCUCUGGGGGCCUCCAAACAGUGAUGAUACCAGAGUAAUUGGCAGCCCUACGCCUAUAAACACCUUGCUCCCUGGUGACCUUCUCAGUGGAGAAUCCAUGUAGGGAAAACUGACUAUCUUGUGGAGCUAACAAUCAGCACUAAACAACCCAAUUUUGGGCAUCAUAUUGACCCUUGAUC
Molecule: messenger RNA, 6222 nt
Organism: Hemiscyllium ocellatum (epaulette shark)
Lineage: Eukaryota; Metazoa; Chordata; Chondrichthyes; Orectolobiformes; Hemiscylliidae
Gene: tnrc6c1
Product: trinucleotide repeat containing adaptor 6C1
Exons: 24
Coding region: 186-6146 (1986 amino acids)
Biological process (GO): positive regulation of nuclear-transcribed mRNA poly(A) tail shortening; miRNA-mediated post-transcriptional gene silencing
Cellular component (GO): P-body; nucleoplasm
Molecular function (GO): RNA binding; protein binding
Source: RefSeq, a predicted model, not a curated record